CGAUGAACGAAAAAAGUGUCAACCUUCCUGAUGUCUUGCGAUGGCUCAAACUAAUGAAAAACGAAGAUAAAAGAUUUAAAAAUCAUUAGAAAUGCAAAUAUUUAAUAGGACAUGCACAGCAAGGAAUCUCUGCAAUCCAUUUCACCACUAAAUAUGGACUACCCGGCCGUCUGUUUCGCGUGAGAAGUCGAGAUAAAACAAACUGCGUUGGAACAGUAUGAUGUGGACUACUGCGCGCGAAUAUUACCACAUUAAGCACAAUCUAUGCAGAAAUCAAAAGCAAAAUCAUUAAAAGUAUGCUGUCCAUUGGAAUAGAAGGUUAAACAAAAAACAACAUGGAGGCGGACCAACUGAAUUUGCAGGAAACGCUUGUCAACAAAACAAAUGACCAUGAUUCCUUCAUCCGAGACAUUCAGGACAAUCUUCCAUCUUCAUCCAUUUAUGUGUUUUUCUUGUCCAUAUUUCUUGCCCAGGCCUGGGUUGUUUACAUCACCCUCUACAAUUCACGAGUGUUUGGGUUAAUUAUUACUGUGAUCAUCAACAAGUUUGUGAAAUAUGGGCAUAUUAAGUUUGGGUCAUUUUCCUUCUCUGUGUUGUCUGGGAAAAUUAUGCUGCGAGAUUUUCAUUACAUAACGGAGGAUUUCUCAGUACGGAUACAAUAUGGAUGGAUUAUUUUUAAAUGGUGGCAGAAGUAUAUUCCAAAAGAUCUUAAUGAAGAUUUAUCACAUAUGGAAACAAGGGUUCAAAUGUUUUUGGAUGGCUUUCAAGUUCAUGUCUACAAUAAAACAGGCACAUACGACAGACUUGAUAAAUUAUUUGGUGGGACUGCCGAUUUAAGUGAUCUAGUGGAGGAAGUUACUCCUGCCAAAAACAACUCAGGGUUAUCAAAUGUAAACUGGAGAGACCUCAUUCCAGUUAUCAAAGUAGAAAUGUCCUCGGGAAGAAUAAUAUUUGGAAAUCACCUAGUCCCCCACUCCCUGAUCUUCAGUUUUGAGGACGGACAUUUCACCUACACGACAAAGCCAGCCUCUACACCGUUUGACCAGUUCAUGCAUGAUGCCAUCGGUAAAGCAGACAAUUUUAAACUGAUGUUUGUACAAAGUAACAAAUACACAGGACCACUUGAUGAAGCACCUCGGUACAUGGGAGAAGGAUUUAUUGUUCUACAGACUAGAAAGAUAGAUGUACAUUUUUAUAUGGAUGAACCAGGAAUUGUCCCUUAUGAGCCAGAGAGUGUAGAGCUAGCGGAUGGAGAGACAGUUGUACGGAGGACCUAUCCUUGUCUGGGGAUGGAUGUCAAGUGUGGAAAAAAUACAGACAUAAACUAUGGGCCGUGGGUAGAUAAACAAAGGGAGUUGCUGUGGAAGUUUUUCUAUCCUGCUGACUAUCAGGAUAUGGUGCCAACAGAAGAGGCCAAACCAGGGGAAUACAGGAAUUAUAAGAAGUUUGAGUUCAUGAUUAACCUAAUGCAGACCUCCACCGUAGACAUUCUGUUCACUAAAGACUCUGAGACCCAGGCAAUUCACAUGGGCACAGGUCAGGGGUCAUACAUAGAGGUCACAGUUCCCUGGGUCACCAGUCCCGAGGGUUACACCACCACAGUUCAUGGUCAGCUUCUCCUUGUGGACGCCACUACCAGUCUACAAUACAGGUCACUGGUGGAGUGUGAGACAUUUGAGUUCACAGUAAAAGCCUUUUACCCAAUAACAUGGAAUGGUCACCAGGACUGGACCUGUGAUUUCAUAGCCUGUAAAACUACUGUCUGUCUGAUAUUUGAACACAAACAUUUCUUCACAGACCUGAUCAAUGAUUGGUCGGUGAAGACGGUCCCUGACAUUUAUCACUUCGUACCCUACACCUGGACCAUUAACCUACAGAUCAAGGAGUUUGAGCUGAUUUUACUGACCAACGAAUACAACUGGAUCGACACCUCAUCUCAUCAACCAGAAAAUGCUCACAUAGCAUUCUGCGGUGACCUGAUAUAA
Molecule: messenger RNA, 1985 nt
Organism: Saccostrea cuccullata (small rock oyster)
Lineage: Eukaryota; Metazoa; Mollusca; Bivalvia; Ostreida; Ostreidae
Product: bridge-like lipid transfer protein family member 1
Exons: 12
Coding region: 336-1985 (549 amino acids)
Biological process (GO): synaptic vesicle endocytosis
Source: RefSeq, a predicted model, not a curated record